AUGUCUCGGAAGGUUCAGGAGCGUAAUAGGAAGAAGUCUCGAUGCCUGAAUAAUAAAUCAAAUAGGGUUUUUGGGAAGUGUUCUGAGCUGAGAAGGGCUGAUACAGCAUCUACUGAACCUUCAAUCAUAAAUCGAAUAAAUACUCUUACGAAUGACGACUUCCAGUUGAAAAUGAAUUCUGACUCUGCAACGCAGGAAAGCAACGUAAAUUGUAGAGGAAAAUCGGAAACAAAUGAAGAAUGUGACGAGUUAAUUAUAAUACAUGAAGAAAAUACUUCUAAUGUGGCCGCUCAACCUCCCAGUGAUAAUGUGCAAGCAGAAUCGACUACGAAUUGUGACGAAGACUCCUUUAAAUUUGAUUAUAAGCCUGCUGGAUCUGUUGAUGGUAUAACAUUGACGAAAAGUGAUCUUCAGUGUCUUGAACCUGGAGCUCUUAUAAACGAUGCAAUAAUAAAUUUUUAUCUGAAAUACUUGUACUUCGAGCAACUGACAGACUCUCAGAGACAAGCUACUCAUGUCUUCAAUGUGUUUUUCUAUAGUCGGUUAACAAGCGGCAAUGUAUCAGUUGAUACACACAACUCCACAGUCACAGAAACGACAACAGAGUAGGUUUUAUUCAAAAGAGAAUAAUAAAUGAUUACCUUUUUUGGUUUGUGUUUCAAUUCGCCGAUGCCUUUUCCAUCUCUUUCGCCCACCACUUUUCGUGAUCGUCACCAAGACUUUUUGUUAGCUUAUUUUUCGUCUCAGCUUUCGUCUUUCCUCGUGUUUUUGAAGCCUGCCGGAAUAAGUUUUCUUGCGCCUAUCAGUCUGGACGAAGCGUCAUAAAUCCAGUAGCAUUUGGCAAUCUUUAGUUUUAGGUUACCAGUAGUCCCUAUCUCUAUUUCGACGACAGACCGGAUACUAUGGUAGGCUUCUUCAAGAUGAGUCUUGCUGUAUAUUUCAGAUACACGUUAAGCUGUUUCCUCCUUGAAGAGAGAUUUAGUGUUCUCAUUACAUCGAGGAGAAGGGAGGGGUAGCGGCUUCGUAGCUGCCUGUUUUCUAGGUCCGUAUAAUGAUAGGCAUUUACGUGCACAAACUAGGGUGUAAUCGAAGUCCACGCAAGUGUCCCAGAAGGAUCAGUAGUCUUCUGUCGACCUUUUCCAUCAACAGUUUAUCGAUAUGUUGUCUAUUUUAGUUCGUCAAUUUGAAGAUGGAAGUUCCCAUUUGUUUGAAAUGAGUGCGGACUAGGUACAAGUUGUUACCUGAACAUAACUGUAGCAGAUAAUCACUGUUGUCAAUUUCGUCGGUAUGAAACCCCAUAGGUACCACCAAUAUACUUGCGUGACUGGCACAAGUUCCCCAGCCUAUUAGAAGGACUGUAUCGGAGCUUUUUACUUUUAUCAACCAUACUGGACAGCAUUUGGUAGAACUCAUCCUUUACUCCGUCCUAAAUGCAGUAUGUUGGCGGCGGCGGGGGGGACUGUAAGCGGAAAUAAUAAAAAUACACCGACGGGCAUCUCAAUCUUUCCUUCUGAUGGACCCGUUAGGCUGAACAGCACACGACUGUCCACUGGAAUCAUAUUAAGUAGAUAUUUUCUUGCCCUAGCACUCAGUUCCAUCUCCACACUGUCAAGUUCUUACGAACUAACCGACGAAUCUUCUUACACCCUAUGAGGUGGAAUUUGCAGGUUCACCCUAUUGACUAGGUGAGGUUAAGUGAAGAUCCACACUUGGAUCUUGUAUGUAUAUUAUAGAAACAAGAUACAUGCAUGACUGGAGUAGAUGCCAGAGUUUUCGCUAUUGAAGCUUGUUCUAUUUGAUAAAGGGUCCUGGCGUUGAAUGCUGCAAUGCGAAGCUGACCGCGUGAGUUUAAGAGAGACUAUCAGUAGUGUUUUUUCCAGCUGUCGUCGGUAUUAUUGAUUGGAGAGUUAAGAGCUGAGAGUCGUGCCUGUGAGAUAGUAUCAACAGCAGGAAGAAAGCAAGAUAAUGAAAUUGAUGGAGGUAAAGGCAGGAGAUGGAUGGGAAAGCUUUGUGUGUUUCCCACCUGCUCACACUAUGAAAGUUGUCUCCUCAAAAAUGUCGUACAUUUGGUACCCUUGGUAAAUUUCGACAGAGAAAGAAAGAUCAGAUUUGCAGUAUAAAAUGAAAUCAUUCCAGUUCACAGGUUCUCAUAAAUCAGCUGCUGCAAACCACUGCCUGAAAUUACAAUGGUUAUAAAUAAUAACAUUUCAUACUUCAAUGUUUGAAAGGUAAUAGAGAAAACAUUACAAGAUGAGGGCGUCUGGAAUACAAGGAGGGUUGGAGUAGACAAAAAAUAGAGAAAUUUAAUGAACAGUGUGUCUGAUGAGGUUACCUGCAACCGCUUUUAUAAAUUUACGUGCACCUGCACCUACAUUGGAAGGACAGAAAGAAGGAUUUCUAUCCGGUUUUCAGAGCAUAUUUCAAGAAAAGCAUGCCUAAAAGGAAGUAGAUAUUUACAAAGGGCAAUUCCCAGACACCCACCCCGUGGAUACGGGUCAUUUUGUCGAGAUUUACAAAUCCUUGAAAAUUUUAAGCAUACAAAGAACAGCGAAUCUACUACGAUUUGCUGAAGCAAUUACAGCAAUCAAACGUCUCAGACCAAACUUAUGCACACAGAAAUAGAGCGUAGUCAAUCUCUAACGUGUUCCUUUCAUUACACUGAUUACUCAUACACAAUAGUGAGCUCAGCUCACUGAGGAAGUUUUCAAUUUAAUGAACUUUAACCUUGUUGAGUUUGCAUGUUGGCGUACGAGCUAACACUGUCGAUUAGAUUUCUCUGUUUUGCUAUCUUCUCUCACCCCCUACCCCGCAAUUUUUUUCUAGUGUGAUAGCAUAUAAAUUGAUGGUGACUUAAACUAGAAAUUGUAAUACUUAUAUUCCAGAUGCGUUCAUCUUGUAAUGUUUUCUGUAUUACCUUUCAAACAUUGAAGUAUGAAAUGUUAUUAUUUAUAACCAUUGUCAUUUCAGGUAGUUUGCAGUUAGCUGACGAGAACCUGUGAAAUAGACUGAUGAUAUCAUUUUAUACUGCAAAUCUGAUCUUUCUUUCUCUUUCGAAAGCUGUCUCCCUUUUGAGGUAUAUGGAACAGAGACAGAAUUUGUGUUGUCUGACCGCAGAACUCAGAGGGACAUCUACUUGAGGCUGGUCACAGACGGUCUGUUUGAAGUGGGUUUUGGAAUGGUGUCCGUAUUACUGAGGAUUAGAGAGGUUUUGUGUGCAUUUCGGAUUGUGAGGGCGCUUGUUACUUCCCGGCUGCCCACACCGUGGAAGUUGGUUGCGUGACCGCAGAGCCCAGGGGACAACUGCUUGAGGCCGGUCACACGCGGCCUGUUUUUGUUUGUUCUCUUUUGUUUGGUGUGUCUCAGUAGCAUACUUAUCACUCCUACCCUGUGACACGGCAGCAGGAAGCGCGGUGGUUGUUAAUCCGGGCCACGGCCGAUCCGGCAUGAUAUUUUGUGAAUUUGUUUGAAUCAUGGUAUUGGAUGGGGUAGCUGCUUUUUGUUUAACCGCUAUCCAAACAACCUGCCUGGCAUGGUAGAACCUCAAGAGACAUAAGUCUCAGCCAGUAUAGCUUGAAUAGAUCAUUGCGGUGUUCAAGCCCGACCACCACGUCAAGGUAGCAGCUUUCGGUCGGGUCCGUAUUAAGAUCUUACUGUUGGCUGCGGCCCGUCAGAAGGUGGUAAGUCAGAAUGUGAAAUCCUUGGAGUCAACCUUUAUCCAAUCUCGCGUAUCUUCAGAGCGGCGAAGCAGCAUAGCUGGCUUGCUGGUCGUUCGGAGGAAACACUUUGCUCCUGUUGCUUCUCUAUUGGCCAGGAGUACUACUUCGUCCUCAGAACCCCAGCAUUAGUGUAAACGACUUAUGGUAGCUACUUUUAGCCCAACAUCCAUCCAAACAACUUUUCUGACGUAAUGGGAUCUGGGGGUAAGUUAAUUACAUUCAGUGUAGUUCGUUGGAUCAUUGUGAUACACCAACGCGAACACUUUCAAGGUAGCAGCUAUCGGUCGGGG
This is a messenger RNA of Trichobilharzia regenti, 4006 nucleotides long. The record is from the annotation of a GenBank genome assembly. Lineage: Eukaryota; Metazoa; Platyhelminthes; Trematoda; Strigeidida; Schistosomatidae.